UCUUCUUUCUCACUCUUUCUUACCUUUGUUCCUUCGAUCAAUCUUUAUUUUCUGUUGUAUAUAUACAGAUCGAUAUUGAGCAAAGCUAAUUAAACCUCCCUAUAAAUUGGAUCUGCUGCCCUAGCGCUUGAUGAUUAGUAAUCACAAACAUAUAUAGAUUAAUCAUCGAUACUAAUAAACUGAUCAAUAAAGUGGAUCGGAAACAUGGUAAGAGGCCACUUCCUUCGACUGAAUCGGAGAAGAAAGAGGAGGAGGUGGAGUAUGAUAGAAAUAUCUUCCCCGUUUACUCAAGUAGAUCUCAUCAAGAUAAUUCUGCCAUGGUAUCAGCUCUGACUCAGGUGAUUGCAGACACCCAUGAACAAAACUCGCUUCAAGUUGAUCAUCAAGUUCAUGGAAAUCCAUUAAUCUUUUCAGCAGAAAAUCCAGUCGAGCAAUCUCAACCUGCAGUAAUUCUUCAAGCUCAAGGUCAUACGAAACAACACUACAGGGGAGUAAGGCGGAGGCCAUGGGGGAAGUGGGCAGCCGAGAUUCGUGAUCCACAGAAGGCAGCCCGAGUGUGGCUUGGGACUUUCGAAUCAGCAGAGGCUGCUGCACUUGCUUACGAUGAAGCAGCUCUCAGGUUCAAAGGAAGCAAGGCUAAGCUUAACUUCCCCGAAAGAGUUCAAGGCAUCAGCCCUAUAACUUCUAGUGGUCGCUACUUUGCAAUAAGUAGUGGUGCCGGACAUGAUCAGCGAGUAGACAAUUCAGCUCCACCGACUGCACCAAUGUCUCCACCAACAACCUAUAGCAUUCCAGAUAAUAUCGUUAAUUUCGAUCAUGAAGCACAACAUCUUGGGAGUGGUAGUAGUUCUACUAUUGGUGUAUCACCAUCUCAAAACCACGGUCAAGCUGAAAGAAUUAUGCCGCAGAUUAAUGUACCAAAUGUACCAACGACAUCGUCGUCUACAUCCUCGGCUUCUUCCAUGCCAUCUCAUCAUCAAGUACGACUACAGCAGCAAGAUGAUCAGCAGCAGCUCUUAAAAUUUCCAUCAAUACUGCCAUUUGGCGGUUCAUCUUCCAGUUCAUCAGAUCCUCCUGCUAAGUACAGGAGAGACUCCUCCAGGAGGGGUGACUUUAGAAGAUGA
Argentina anserina (silverweed cinquefoil) is the source of this 1124-nucleotide messenger RNA. RefSeq names its product ethylene-responsive transcription factor ERF113-like. Gene Ontology annotation, molecular function: DNA binding; DNA-binding transcription factor activity. Gene Ontology annotation, biological process: ethylene-activated signaling pathway; regulation of DNA-templated transcription. The transcript is spliced from 2 exons. NCBI's taxonomy places the organism in Eukaryota, Viridiplantae, Streptophyta, Magnoliopsida, Rosales, Rosaceae. The record is from RefSeq and is a predicted model, not a curated record. Bases 318 to 1124 code for a protein of 268 amino acids.